This is a messenger RNA of Ceratitis capitata (Mediterranean fruit fly), 1079 nucleotides long. RefSeq names its product probable splicing factor, arginine/serine-rich 7. NCBI's taxonomy places the organism in Eukaryota, Metazoa, Arthropoda, Insecta, Diptera, Tephritidae. Bases 74 to 1021 code for a protein of 315 amino acids. The transcript is spliced from 4 exons. The record is from RefSeq and is a predicted model, not a curated record.
AGGACAAUGUAGGGUACUAAUGUGACGUUUCUGAUGAUAUAUUUUAAAAAAUUUGCAAUGAAUUAAUUUUACAAUGAAUGAGCCUGGUGAGCAGUUAAUUAAAUUAGCGAAGUAUAACGAGUUGCAGGAAUUUAUCGUUGAAAGUAAAGCACGAUUACAAACAAUUUUAAAACGCUUAAAAUGGGAUACUGAACCGUUUCCUCUCAAGAAACUGGACAUAAAAGAUACAGGAUGUGAUGAUGAUUCAGAACCAGAGUUACCGGCAAGUUGUGCUGCGUUCAAUUCUAUAGUUACUGAUGUGGAAGAGCUACGUAAAAUAGUAGGCGAUACAAAAAUAGAAGUUCCUAAAAAAUUUUCAGACUUGCAGUUCAAUUUUACCAACCAACAAAAACUUGCUAUUUAUGAGCAUGUUGUAGCAAAUACCAAAAAAUGUGAAGAACCAGAAAUUACAGUGCCAGCAUUGGGAGAAGAAGGACUGACAUUUGCCGACAUAGUAGCACAAAAGAAACGGGAGACAAAGAAACGUCGGCGCUAUAGACAAAGUAAACCAACACAUCUUGAAAAUGUUCGCGCCAUGAUAGAUCUGCAAAUGCAGGCUUUGCAACAGUACAAUAAUGCCAGGGUUGAAGAAGAACGUAAAAAGAAUACAUAUGAGCGACCCAAAGAGCGAACUGAUAGAAAUCGUUCGCCAGAGAUGAAAAGAGAACAUUUCCGAUUCAAGCACAGAAGUCGAAGCCGUAGCAUUGAGUGCGAAGAUCAUAGAAGGAAAAAACAUAGAAGCCGUAGUGUAAGCAAAAGUCGUAAAUGCAGUAAGCAUAAAGAACGCAACUGUAAUGGUAGUAGAAAAAGAGAUAGGAAGGUACAUAAACGUCGUAGUAGAAGCCGGAGCAAAAGUAAAAAGCGGAAGUCACAUAAACGACGUAGUAGGAGUAGGAGUCAAAGCGCGCUUCGCGGUCGUAGACGCAGCCACAGCAUGAACAAAGUAAAUCGCCGAAAAAGUGAUGUACAUGAAAAAUUGUAAAUCAAUUUGGAAAAUGCUUUUAAAUAAUACAAGACUGUCAUUAAGCCAGAACUAUUUA